UUCGUUACUAUGCGACGAGCAUAAUAACUUCAUAGAGAGUGUUUUGUAGAGAAGAACUCAACUUGUUUUUUAAAGGGGUAAAUUAAUACAGUUAUUAAUUAGGACCUACAGACUAAGAACAUUAGUCAGCGUAGUUUCUGUUUUAGUUUUAAGUUCAAUUGAUUCUUGUCCUGUGUAGUCAGAAUGGCUCCUAAAAAGAAAAAAAAGUCUGGGAAAGGAAAGCUAGCGAAGAUGACAGAAGAAGAAAGGAUCAUAUACAUGGAACAGAAGUUGCUUGCUGAAGAAGAAAUGAAGAAGAAAAAGGAGGAUAUGCUGAACCAGUUUUUAAAGGAUAAGCUUGUGAAAGAAGAACGAAGUGCACAUUUUAACCUCUUCAAGUUAACCCACCAAUGGCGAAACAUCAUGAGAACAUCCAAGUCAAAAGAAUUGAAAAAAGAUAUAGAAAUCUUGAGCCAGACGUUUGAAAGAGUUGUUGACCGCAAAGACAGCGUUAUCAAGUCGUUGGUCAAGGAUCUCGGAGAGGCAGAAGAACAGUACUCAAUGGCACUGAGGAGUCACCUGCAGAACAUGGAUAACUUAAUAGAUCUUCAGCGAUGUCGUUUGAAGGUGUUACUAAGUGAAUAUGAAGAAGAACUUGAAGUACUGAAGAAAGAGUUUGACACAGAGCGACAUAUGAUCAUAGACCAACACAAACAGGAGAUGAAUGACCUGCAGGACAUUCUGUUUGCCAUGGAACAAAAUGCGAAUGAACGAGAAGCAGAGGCCAGGCAAGACUUCCAGAGUCUCAGGGAUGAGAUCAAAAAUAAGAACCUUGAGGAAAAACAUGCCUUGCGGAUUCAACUGGAGAGUCAGGUGGAAGACUUGUGGAAGCAAUUUCAGCAGGCACUGAGGAAUUACAAUGAAACAACAGAGGAAAGAAAGGCAGCGUUUGAGAAUCUGCGGGAUAAAGAUGAAAAGAGUGCAAAAGAAAUAGAAAUGCAGAUGAGAAAACUGCAGAGAAUAUCAGACACAAUUGCUCAGCUGAGAGCCAAGAUGGCACAGAAUUCCAAGGAAAGUGAGGAGAGGAAUCGUGAGUUACGAGACCAGCGUGAAGUGAUUGCGCGUCACUUUCACGAACUCAAAAGCCAGAUGAAUAGAUUUCGUGAAAAUGAGAGAGCCAGGCUAACACAGUUGACGCUACAAAGUAGUGCAGCCUUGAAAGAGCUGCAAAGAAAAGUUGAAAAGGGUGAGAGGAUUUUGAAGUUAGCCGAGCAGUGUAGAAAGUUAGAGACAGAAGAAGAGAAGGUUCUACCAUUUUAUGCAUCAUCACUAACAGAAGAAGAGCAACAUGAUGUAGCUGCUGCUGUUGAGGAGCCUCCCUCUGAACCACUGGCAGAGAUGAUGCACCAGUACUCAUCUCUUGAGAACUUCUGGAAGCGAUACAAUAAAGUGCUUCUGGAUCGUGUAGCUUUGGAUAAAGAGAAAAGCACCCUGAUGGAAGAGAACCAGAGGUUGCGUGCCAUCCUUAAGCAGUACCUGGAUGGCAUCUCUGUCAAUGAUGAGAUCUUGAGCCAACACAACCCACUCUUUGUAGUCAACCAACGAACCAAUGUCCAGAUGUCUGUUCCAAUCCUGGAUCCAAGAGUGAAGAGACCAACACUGACAGUGGUGGAAGCAGCCCAUGUCAUCAAACACACCAUCUAGAUUUACCCUCACAAGUCCUUACCAUUCCUAGAUAUAAUAAAAAGAUGCUUCCCACGCAACUAAUUUCAUGACAAAAAUAAUAUAACUAUAGACAAACCUUAUAUCUUCAUAUGAUAUAGACAAAUAUUUAUCAAAUGUGUUGUAAAUAAAAUUGUUAUUAAACUACAGUGAAUUUUUAGAA
Molecule: messenger RNA, 1864 nt
Organism: Anneissia japonica
Lineage: Eukaryota; Metazoa; Echinodermata; Crinoidea; Comatulida; Comatulidae
Product: dynein regulatory complex subunit 2-like
Exons: 9
Coding region: 184-1683 (499 amino acids)
Biological process (GO): axonemal dynein complex assembly; cilium-dependent cell motility; regulation of cilium movement
Cellular component (GO): axonemal dynein complex; axoneme
Source: RefSeq, a predicted model, not a curated record